UGUGAAGCUUACAGUCAUGUUGUAACUGGCUCGUGUAUUACCAUAACCUUUUUUUAGAUUGCCUGAAUCGUCUGUUUCCAGUGAAGUGUGCAUCCCAGUAAGCCUUCUUACUUCCUCAUCAUCGUUUCAAGAUGUCACGAACGCAGUCUUCAGGAUCGCAGCCUAACGCUGACAUGAAAGAACUGAUGACCGUGCCGUAUCACGGCAUCGGUGUUCCCGUGUUUGAGAAGGACAAUGGCAGUGCACCGGCUGAGUACUUUUACUCUCCGCUCCUGAUCCUCCAACGAAACACCGUCAAACCCACCCAGAACCGUAUUCAGCGAGUAUGGCAGGCGACCUUUAGCGUCUUAAUGUGGGAUCCGAAGUUUACCUCUAUUGUCCGAGAUGCCAUUACGAAUGCCACUGGAAUGGACGCCAGUAAUGCCACCAUUCAACCGCUGCCUAUCGAACGAAUUCGCUUGGAAGUCACCGACAAACAGUGGUAUGAAGCCGACACGAAAUGGUUGCCCUUCACUAUGCAAGAAACCGUUCAGUUUACGCUCAAGUGUGCCGAUGAAGCCAGCGCCCGGGAACUGUGCAGCAUCAUUCAUGAAGACACGGAUUCUUUCCUGGACACGGUGAUGGUGCGCUACAUGCCCAAAGGUCAUAGCACCGUUACAAAGUCCAUCGCGGUGGAGGCGGAUAAACUGAAGGACAACGACAUGUUGGCCACGAUGUUGGAGCAGUUUCCAGAUCAAGACAGCAUCUACCUGACACCCGACGAUGCCAAGGCGCUGGUUAACAAAAUGUCCGGUACACUAAGACAGGCUGAGUCGAACGAUUUGAAGAACAUUGACCUGACACCGCUAGUGAAAUUUCUCGAAGCCGCUUUGGAGGUCCAACCACUGAAAAAGGAGGACUUUGUCCGUGAUCUGUGGGACGUACUGUACUGGUCCAACAGUACGCUCCGACCGGAUGAACUGGCGCAGAAGCUGAAUCAGAUAUUAGGCGAGAGUGACGAGGCUAAGAAGGCAGAUAUACAGAAAUGGUUUAAAAGUCCUGUAACCACGCGGAAUAAAUUGAAAGACAAGGACGCUGCGGACAAUGACAGCGAAUUAGCGUCACUCAUGCCCGACGCAAGAAAAUAUACGGAAUGGAAUGGACAGGAAUUCGUGCCGAAGCCCAUGGAUCUGGUGCAAAUUACAGUGUCCAAACUACGCAAAUCAGCGUCUCUCGGCACUGUGGAACUAUCACCGAGCCAGUCGGAUUCCAGAUUUUGCGGUCGUCUACGUAUCCUCAUCGUGGAACAAGAGGAGGUCCUCCCCAACGUGACCACAGCCGCGACUGAGCAACCAUCGGGAAACGGUGUGUUGUCGCCAGAAGAACCACAAACGACAGUGCUGAAGACGGAGACCGGCACCGAGCAGGCACCCUCAGCACCGACGGUUCGGUACCUGGACCGCAUCCUAGCCGAAAGUCAACGGAUCACGGCCGGCCCACCCGAGAUCUAUCAAGCGGCAUUGCAUCUUGUGGCCGAGGAUAAAACCCAUAUGCUGCGCAAAUUCACCGUAGGAACGGCUCCGCAGCCCCAUGCCGGUUCGAAGGUCAUACUGGUGGUGGGGUCGACGGGCGCCGGUAAAACCACCCUGAUAAACGGGCUGUUCAAUUAUUUCUUUGGAGUAAAAUGGACUGAUAGCGCUCGGCUAAAGGUUAUCGUGGAAGAAGGCGAAGCCGAGCAAGCUCACAGCGUAACCAAAUGGGUCAGCUGCUAUGAAGCGGUGCAGCAGUUUGAUUCACCCAGUCCGUACUCACUCACCAUCGUCGACACUCCCGGAUUCGGCGACACCGCAGGACUGACCCGGGACAGGGAAAUUGUGCAGCAAUUGAAAAGUCUCUUCACGACUAAUAAUACCAACUUUGUCGGACUGGAUCACAUCGACGCCGUGUGUAUUGUCGUGCAGAGCGCCCUGGCACGGCUGACACCGACGCAGCGCUUCAUAUUCGACAGCAUCCUCUCCAUCUUCGGAAAGAAUAUUGCAAAGAACAUUUUCCUCCUGUGUACGUUCGCCGAUGGCGCCACUCCACCGGUGCUAGCCGGCGUUAAAGCAGCCGACGUGCCGUAUCUCGAUUGGUUCCCGUUUAACAACAGUGCUCUGUACGCCGACAACGAUCCCAACGCGAAGACCCCUAGCAAGCUGUACUGGGACAUGGGCACGGAGAGUGUGCAGAAGUUUCUGGCGUCUCUGGUACAGGUAAAACCGCAAAGCCUGUCAUUGACACGGGAAGUCCUGAAGGAGCGAGCGCAACUGGAAGCGGCGGUCAGCGAUCUGCAGCCACGCAUUAAUUACGGUCUGGGAAAGAUGGAGGAAAUUCGUCAACUUCAGGAAGUGGUCAAACAACAUGAACGCAAAAUUGAGGAUAACAAAGAUUUCAGCGUUGAGGUGGAUGAACCGUACAUUAUUAAAGUGACUUUAGAUCCUGGACAGUACGUUACCAAUUGUAUGGUCUGCAAUAUGACCUGCCAUUUUCCUUGUCGCUACGCCAACGACGAAGACAAAGUGCACUGCUCGGCCAUGACCAACGGCCAGUGCGUAGUGUGCCCGAAGGGAUGCCCGUGGGAUAAGCACUGCAACAAUCAGUUUCGUUUUGAUACCGGAACAAAGAAGAUCAUCCGGACCAUGGAAGAGAUUAAGAAAGCGUACACGCAGGCGAAGGGCGAGAAAGUCACCAGCGUAACCCUUCUUAAGCGGAUGGAGGAGCACCUGCAGCAAGUGACUAAGAAGGUCAUCGAAAAUCUCUUCACGUGCAACGACUGUCUGAAUCGUCUGGACCAGAUUGCAUUGCGGCCAAACGUCAUGGCCACGGCGCAGUAUGUGGAAAUUCUCAUAGAAACCGAAAAAUCGGAAAAGCGGCCGAAUUUUAUGCAGCGCAUUGCAGCGUUAGAAGAAGCCAAGAAAAAGGCCAUAUUUAUUGAGAAAGCUCGGCAAGUUGGCGGUCGCCAUGACCCUAAAAACAUACUGAAACGCAAGGACGGCUGGUUGGAAGAAUUGUUUGGCGGCCAGUGCCAGUAAAGCAGCAUACUGUAGCCGGCAAAAUUCGAUACAGCCUGCAAUGCGAAUGCGUAUUCGUUUCAGGAGCUUAUUUAUGGUUAUGGUUAUUCACGAUUACAUGGAUUAUAGCUUUACCAUAGACUCUUUAAAUUUUAAGAGAUUUCUAAUCAUUCUUCUUACUUUUGCUCUUGAAGUUCUUGCUCUCUACUUAUAAGUCCUUUACCUGAUAGGUCUCGUAUGUUGUUACCCAGCGAGGAUGUGCUUAUUGUCCGAUUAUCGCAAAUCAUGUGUUUGCCUAGUU
Messenger RNA from Paramacrobiotus metropolitanus, 3330 nucleotides. RefSeq lists its product as uncharacterized. The transcript has 4 exons. The record is from RefSeq and is a predicted model, not a curated record. The coding region runs from base 132 to 3050 and encodes 972 amino acids. NCBI's taxonomy places the organism in Eukaryota, Metazoa, Tardigrada, Eutardigrada, Parachela, Macrobiotidae. Gene Ontology annotation, molecular function: GTP binding.